GGCUACAUGUCAGUGGCGACAUCGGCAGAGGAUGAGAUUUUCGGAGAGGAACCGUGCGACGGCUUCCCGUCCCAUCAGUGCGGCCUGUGCGACGAGGACAUUUCGAAUGCAGACCCUGGCAAGAAGGAGUGGAAAGGCAUGGUCCUUCACGGGCGUUGCUUCAACGCCGUGCGUGCGCACAACCACUGCAUCGAGUCCGCCCCAGCCCACGUGGUCGAGCAAGUGAACUCCGACUUCGAGAACAACCGUGGCGCAUGGCAAGAGCGAGUUCGGCCGUGGAUCGAUCCUUCAAAGAAGGCAAGGGACGGCGCCAGGGAUGCUACCAAGAAGACUUUCUACGUGGUUGAACGGAAAGCGAAAGAAACAGAGAAGGAGAUCGACGACGAUAUGAAGCUCACUCUGCUGGAGUAUCAGGCGUACGAGGGCUUCUGGCACAGGAAGUCGGACGAGCAGUGCGAGCGGGAGUUCAGCAAGCUUCAUGCGGAUCAGAAGGGCAAGCACGAUGAAUAUGUUUUCGAAGGCGGUGAGAGGAAGGUGAUUCAGAAGAUCGCUGUCCGCGACAUCGGUCGCAUCAGGAAGUCGAAGGGCGAGACCACGUCCCAGUCAUCUUUCACCGUGGAGCAGACGUCAUCGGAGCUCGAUGCUGAGGUGAAGCGCAGGCGCCUGAUGAAGAAGACUUCGGACCUGGAGGACCUCCGUGGAAGGACGCCGCAAUCGCAUAUACCGACGGAGAGCCACUCAGCCGAACACUUCGUGACCCACGGCGACGCCCGCUCCAGGGGCAGCAGCGCCGACACUUUGGCAACCCCGACGCUCAACUUGGCCUCGUCGCCUCGCCAGUCGAUGUGCGGUGGCACUGAGACCCCAGACCCAGCCAAGGAGCUCGCGAAGUCGAGGAAGGGGGCCAUGUCGGAGAAGGGCGCCAAGGCGAAGCUCUUCAACCCGAAGGUGGGCAUCAACAUUGACGACGCCACCAGGGAGCGCGUGGUGCCUACGGCUGACGACAUCGACAAGAUGGAGCCCGUGGUUUUCAUGGAACUGAAGCGGAGUUGGUCUGAAAUGGCUAUCCACGUUCACUCUGGAUUCAUGACUGCUGGGUCAGGUUUAGUCCACCAGCUCAAGAGCGCCAGCGCCACCGUGGGCACCCAGUCGCAGCAGGACCUCGACAUGCCGACCGACGCCCUCGUAAAUUCCAUCACCCAGAUGGCGCAGGGGAUCAAGGAUGAUAUCGACAGGAUCGGUUCCGAUUGCAACAAGGCCUCGUUCGGUGAAAUUGUCCAGACGUUGCACACCAAGAUGAACGCGAUCGAGGCCACGAAGAAGUCAGUGUAUACGCAGUUGGACGGCCUCCGCUAUCUCUCCGAGAAGGGCGGCCACGGCAAGGCGGUCGAGUACAUGAGCCACUACAACAAGCGCGUGAAGAUACAGCGUAGGCUCCAGAAGGCAACCUUCGCGAAGGAGCUCGCAGACAACGUUUCUAGGACGGUCUAUGCCAUGAGGGGUGAUGCCGAGAGAAGGUCGCUGAUCAGCGAGGUCGAGAAGAGCAAGGGCGGAAAGCCCAAGAAGCCGCUACUGUUCAAUGCCGAGGUGCCGAAGAACACCGACUUCGACCCGAUGCAGGCCACCGUUUGGGAUGACCAGGCAUCCAUGCCGCUCCAGGCGAUCAUCAAGAUGAUCGACGCCAACAGCAGCGCCAUCGACGGAAAGGUGCAUGUCCACGAGAACUCCUUUCAGGCGAGAGGGGCCAACUGGUUAGGCUGCCAGGGCCGCGUGACCAGCGACUGGGUGAUCACAGAUGCCGACGCCAUCGAUAGCAUCUCGUGCCACGACUUCUGCAAGGGUGGCCUCACGCCGUGGCUCGUGACGGUCAAGGCGGACGCGCCGAGGUGGGGCCCGUCUUCGAUGCCCUUGAUGGGCCUCGCGUGCGCGAUCGUGGCGAGGAGCGCGGACUGCUACGUGAUGCUGCACGCGGCUUCGAGCAUCACUUCUUGCGGGGUGUCGCUCAAGGACUACCUGAAGUUCGCCGAGACGGAGGAGGGAAGCAAUUCCCUGAAGGAGAGCAGCAUGGUGAUGCUGCCGCAGGGGCACGUGCUCUACGUGCCGACUGGCAUCUGCGCGAUGCCGAUCUUCAUCCCGCACGAGCUGCCCGUCAAGGGCCUGGGCCUCGGACACUUCGUGGUGAUCCCGAUGCUGCGC
This is a messenger RNA of Prorocentrum cordatum, 2196 nucleotides long. Lineage: Eukaryota; Dinophyceae; Prorocentrales; Prorocentraceae. The record is from the annotation of a GenBank genome assembly.